ACGAACACAACGUCGACACACUACCCCUAUUUGUACCACUCCAUCCAUUCUCGUCACCUGUAUCAACACCUCGAUUUGCCUUCCUUCGCCUCCGAUGCUACUCUCGUGGUCCAUGACAACGAUUUCCUCUCUGACGAAGCUGAACACACCAAAGCCAUCGAGUUGCCUGGUGACGCGGUCAAAGGGACUUUCCACGAGAUACAAGUACACCCUAUGCUCGACAAGCACGAACACGACAUCGACACCCUACUCCCAUUUUUUCCCAUUCUACACAUCCUCGUCACCUCAUGCACUACGCCCGACAAACACGAACACCACGGUGACUUCGACAUCCUACCCGCGACAACGACAGCUAUCGACAUCGACUAUGGACCCUCAUCUACAAACACUAACCUUGAUACCGACCUGUCUCUUCCUGGAUCCACAAACCCUGCUGACGCAUUGGCUCAGAAGCUGGAGGCCACCCACUCCCUCCGAAGUGGUCAGAAGUUCCUCUCAAACAAACUCAGGUCCGCCAGACAGCAAAAGCGCAAACCUCGAGCUUCCCGACUGACUACUGCCCGUGACAGCAUUGCGCGUUCUCGCCACGGGCGCCACGCCAACAAGCUUGUACGUCACCUCAUGCACAUUUGUGAAAGGAUUCGCGUCGACCACACAGCCCCCGUUGACACCUGGGUUGCUAACGUGGCAGAGGUAGGGCUCAGCUCGGUGCUGACCGGACACCGCCCAACGUCGCCGGGAUCACUGCUUCCUCCCAGAGUGGACAUUGUUUCAGUUCCGGAGCCUGGUUCACGCAUCAAGGCCUGCCUUGCACCACUUCGCCAGCGAACGCAUGCGGUCGCAGCGGCAAUCCCAGCCACCACCACCACAUCUUCAUUACCCUGGCAACGCACGUCCUGACUCAUUUUUACGAAUCACCGUUUUACGUCUGCCCACGUUCAACCUCAGCACCAAGAGCCACGAAGUUCACAGGCCACGAGAGCCGAAGAGAACAAGAUGCCACGACAUUAUCACGACUCUCAAGACGCCACGACUGACGCUAUCCCAGUAUGGCAUUCAGAACUGGGAACACGAAAAAACGCCACGACGCAUCAGAAGAUGACCAUUUCACGACUCUCAAGAGACCAUGACACUAUCUGAAGGAGACCACUCCAUACACUCACGCCUGAGAACACGAAAGACGCCCACAACGCCAUCAGAGGAACGCCACUUCACGACACUCACGACUGACGACACUAAUCAAAACGGCCCACGUCAUUGGGCAUACGAUACUCCCUCACAACUCCAGCGAGGCGUGUUCCAGCUUUCAAGUGCGACACCACGUCCUUGCCAGUCGCUGGAGUCGAUGUACAGAGAACCGAGUGACCUCGUCCAUGGAAACGCCU
Messenger RNA from Suillus paluster, 1385 nucleotides. RefSeq lists its product as uncharacterized. The record is from RefSeq and is a predicted model, not a curated record. The annotation marks the transcript as partial. The transcript is spliced from 4 exons. Lineage: Eukaryota; Fungi; Basidiomycota; Agaricomycetes; Boletales; Suillaceae.